Molecule: messenger RNA, 4443 nt
Organism: Copidosoma floridanum
Lineage: Eukaryota; Metazoa; Arthropoda; Insecta; Hymenoptera; Encyrtidae
Cellular component (GO): plasma membrane
Molecular function (GO): protein binding
Source: RefSeq, a predicted model, not a curated record
AUGUCGUCGGGCUGCCUGCUCCUGGCUGCCGCGAGCCUCCUCGUGGUGGUGUGCCGCGCGGGGGGCGGGGCCGAGACGACGCCCGGGACUAAUCGCCACCGCGACCAGCAACAACAACGGCAAUCGGUCCUGCUCGGGGCCAAUGACGGGGCUGGUGUCGGCAGGACGACGAUUGCGACGAGCACGGUGGGACUGGUGCACAACGCGAGCAGGAGUUGCAAGGUGAGCGAGCACAGGUGCACGAGCACCGGCGCCUGCAUUGCCCAGGACAAGUUUUGCGACGGUGAAAACGAUUGCCAGGAGGAGGGCAAGUUUUGCACUCCCGGAGCCGAGGACGAGUGCGACAAGAGCGACGAGCCCGAGUACUGCACCCCCUGCAACCGCACGCUGUACGGAGAUGUGGGUCGGACGUACGAGCUGCAAAUACGGAGGCCACGCGAGGAGAGGCUGCCCUUCCUGUGUCACCUCAACUUCACCGCGGCUGGCCAGGAAUUCGGGGACCUCGUGCAGUUGACCUUUGACACGUUCACGGUGGGCCGUUUCCAGUCUUACACGUCCGACGGCUGCCCGGACGGCUACAUGAGCAUCAGCGAGGAGGGCCGGCCGCCGACGGGUGGCCAGUGGUGCGGCAGCGCCUGGGGCUACACGGUCUACUACAGCGAGACUCGCUCCAUCAACUUGACCCUCUACCUCUCGUGGCUACCCGGACAGGGCAACAACUACAACUUUGACUUCAAGCUGUCGUACAAGUUCUUGAAGCGCAGCGAGGCCCACCUGAGGUACGGCAACAGCAGCAUGAGCACGUGGCGCGGCGAGCUCGUCAAUGCCACUUACUGCGAUCGCGUUUUCACGAGAUGCGACCAGCGCGCCUGCCGGCUGCAGUCGCCCAACUAUCCGGGCGUGUAUCCGCGCAAUGUCACCUGCUACUACAGGAUAGAGCAGAAGCGCGCGCCCCCGGGACACAGGGCCCUGUUAGCCGUCAGCCAGCGCAACAGCCACAAGAUACACAUCAAGGACCAAGUCAACAAGUACGACACCAGCAGGAGGACGCUCAGAGUUUGGGACCAGUGCAACGUGGUGCAGGACUACCUGACGGUCUACGACGGUGGCUCGACGUCCGACCGCGUCCUCGUCAGGCUCUGCGGUGGCGACGCCGUCCCCGAUGUCGUUGGCAGCCGCGACACCAUGCUCCUCGAGUUCCACACGUCGCCUUACGACAACCCCUUCCAUCCCGUGCCCCUGUCCUUUCUGCCAGGCUUCGAGCUCGAAGUGCAGGUGAUAUUCGUGGACGAGCGUUCGACGGCGAGCUUCGUGAUGAAGAACAACGACAAGUGCGACUUUUACAUCUCGAGCUACGAGAGCAGCUCGGGCAUGCUGGAGAACCCUAAGCACUCGUUGCCGCCGAACACGACCUGCCGCUACCACUUCCAGGGCAAGCCCAACGAGAUCGUCUGGCUGGCGUUCGUCAAGUACUACGCGGCGACCACCGACCCCACGAGCAGUCUCGCGGCAGUGCCCGGCGACGCGGUCCCCGGGACGGAGUGCAACGUCAAGCUGCUCAUCUGGAACGGCGAGCGAAUCGGCGACGAGCGCGGCAGGCACGCCACGGCUUCCUCGAGAAUUUUCAAGGGAGACGCUGCCCAUCCGGGGACCACCGGCUCAUCGGACGCUGCCUCGGGAGUCAGGGAGAACGCGACGCUGAUGGGCGAGUUCUGCAAGGACGAGGUGCCUCGUCUCUGUGACCACAGCCUCCUGCGCAACGGCAGCCGUCACACGCGUCCCUGCAGCAUGGCCGAGAGUUACGUGUCGACGGGACGGCACCUGACCCUCGAGCACGUCCUCCGCCAGGGCAGCGCCCUGUACCCGGUGAGCUUCGUCGUGCGCUACGAGUUUGUGCACGAGGCCAGCUCCUGCAACCGGGUGCUGAGCGCCGGUGGCUCGGCCUCCGAGUUCCAAAGCUUCGGCUCGCCAAGGAGCGUCUUCUUCUACGGGCGGGGCGGCGCGGCCAACUUGAGCUGCGUGUACCGGUUCGAGGUCGGGCCCGACCGGAGACUCGAGCUGGCCAUUACUAGGGCCUCCUUCGGCGGGAGGAGCUGCAAAUCCAGGAUCGAUCCGCUCGUCAACAGGUGGUCUUGCGAGAGGCCCACGGGGAACAACCGGAGAACCGAGGGCACGGCCGAGCUUCGCCUGGCCGAGUACCCGUGGCAGGGCGUCCAGCUGCCCCGGGACUGCCUGUGCUCGAACCUCAGCGAGCGGAUGGUCUUCCAGAGCCUGUCCUCGGCGGUGCUCGAGCUCAGCUUCGUCGUCACGCGGAUGAACGUCACCCAGGACUACCUCGACUUUUUCUUCGAGGGAGAGUAUCGAUUCGUGCCCGUGGCCUCGGCCACCACACCCGCCCUGGCCGUCCCCGGGGAAGCUCUGGGCGCCACAAACCUCGGCCAGCAGCACCACAAUCAGCACCAUAACCAGCAACAGCAGCAGCACACCUCGGCCGGCGCGGUAGCAGCUGCAGCCGCGGCCGCCGCCGGCGCCCAGGCCUGCCACGGCUCGUCCCACUCGCUGUCCGACUCGUCGAGGCUGAGCAGGCUCGAGGAGAGGCGGCUCAGGGGCACCAGUGGCGAGAUCUCGCUGCGCAGCCCACCCCUGACCCCGGCGUCGUCUGGCCCGCUCCGCAACACGGUGUCGGGAUCGUCGUUGUUGGACUCGGAGGGUGUGCUGCGCAACCGGCUGGGUGGAUUGGCGACGGUUGACGAGAGCCUCGGUCCAGUGCUCAUGGGCGCUCCGUCGCAGGAGCCCUCGCAGCAGCAGCGCUCCGGGGGAGCGAGCGCCGCCGAGGUGACGCACUGCGUGAACGAGCCGUGGCUCAUAGAGCCCGAGGACUCGCGGCUGCACUUCCUCUACCUGAAGACCCCGGGCUUUCGGCUGACGAGGCACAACCUCGACGAGUGCCCGACGCGCAACCGCAUAAUCGUCUACCCGGCGGCAAACACGCGGGACCGCACGGUGGUGUGUCCGGCCAAGGGAAACGGCACUGCUCGGCGCAGUGGUGGCCAAAGGAUCGUCGACCUCAUCUCCGGGGGCUGGAAUCGGACGAGCGACGUCGUGGCCGCGGCUGGGGACCGGCCGCCCCAGUCGCACCAGCAACAGCAGCAACACUCGAGGAGCUUCGUCGUCGAGUUCCUGCAGCAGGAGCCGGGUUACUACGUGGUCACCUGGAUGGCCAUAUCCAAGAGGCUACUGGCCGGCCCGGCGGACGACAACUUCUUCGAGGGGGCCCUCGCGCCCUCAAACGUUGAGUGCCCUUACAGAUGCCCAGAGCUGAACGCGUGCAUAAGUUCAGUGCUGUGGUGCGACGGGGUGCACCAUUGUCCCUCCGGGUUCGACGAGCGCGAGGAGAACUGCUCGUACCGAUUCGGCGUGACGCUGCUUUACGUGGCCAUCGGAGCCGGAGCCCUGGGUAUUUUCCUCAUCCUCCUCUUGGCCACCGGCUGCCUCAAGUACUGCCUGUACCGGCGACGCCGACUCCAAAGACGUCACCUGCAGAAGAAGCUACCGCCUCAGGCGGACGAGCAGACGCGCCUGCAGAAGAAGAAGGUCCAAGUACUGAGUGUGAACCACCUCAACAGUCCAACGAACCACUCGAGCGUCAACCGCAACAACGGCAACCUCGACUCGUCCGUUCACCAACAACAACAAAUGAAUCAACAACAGCAGCAGCAGCCGCGCUACGCAAACUCGACAUUUGCCCGUAUCGGCCGCCACGACGGUAACAGCAUGCUCGGAACUUGGCACAGGCAGCAGCAGCUGCACCUGCACCACCAGCAGCCGCCACAAAUCAUUGACGAUCUCGACGACGAGGAGGACGAGUUUGCCGACAAGUACUCCAAGGACAGCAUCUGUUGACAGUACGCCACCACCACCUGUCACACCGACGACGUUAUGGAGACGACCGUUUGAAUACGAGUAUACACAUAUACAUAGAUAGAUAUUUAUAUGCAUGUAUACAUUUUUUGAUGAUUAUAUGAUAUAUAAAUAUUUAUACAUACAUAUACAUAUAUAUAUUUAUGACCUCCUCUCUUUUUGCGCGGUUGUACUAUAUGAUAUGGAUAUAUUAGGUAUACAUUAUAAUAUACAAAUACACGACAUAGGUGCUGUUGAGCGUGAUGAUGAUGAUAAAAGGAUGAUAUAUAUAAUUAUUAUUGAUUGUAUAAUCGUAAAAUCUUGCGAGAGAGAAUUUUGGAUGAAUAUAAAAAAAUAGGUCAUUGAUAUAUAAAAGCAGAUUUAAGUACAUACGUUGACUAUAAGUAUGUCUCGCCAGAAUUCAACGAAUAAGUACUUAACAAUAAAAUAUGUAUCCACUGCCGUCGAAAGAGCUUUAAAUAUGUAUACUUACCUGCAUACUUUUUCUUUUCGGGCUAUGACGUUUCCACCCCGAAGCUCUGU